This is a messenger RNA of Acaulospora morrowiae, 1092 nucleotides long. The record is from the annotation of a GenBank genome assembly. Lineage: Eukaryota; Fungi; Glomeromycota; Glomeromycetes; Diversisporales; Acaulosporaceae.
AUGAACUCUAUUAAAGCAUCCCAAUAUCAAAACCUUGACAUUAAACACCUAGCUAAACUUGAAGUCUCCAGAGAAUUCUACGAUAAUUUACACCCUAUUACGGCUCUGGAUUUUGAUGGAGAUGGAGAAUUUUGCGUUACUGCUUCAGCCGACGAGACUAUAAACUUAUACAACUGUCGAAAUGGAAACCACGAAAAAUUUUCCGCUAGUAAGAAGUAUGGUGUACAUCUAACCAGGUUCACUCAUUCGAGUGAUGAAAUAAUUUACGCGUCUACCAAAGAAAAUGGCAGGGUUGUGGCUUUAGAAAUGUCACCUACAAAUGAUCAAUUCUUAACGGGUAGCGUUAAUGAGGGGAUAAGGCUAUGGGAUCUAAAGCAACCUAAUGAUGUGGGAUUUAUAGAUCUAAAGGCGGAAAGACCGUGUGUUGGAUAUGAUCCGUCUGGACUUGUGUUCGCGAUUGCUAUUCAACAUCCCCAUAGAACUGUACAACUGUACGAUAGUCGUAAGUUCGACGAGUCUCCUUUCUCGACUUUCAAAGUUGAGGACAAUUACGCAAUUCCUAGUGUUUCGGGUUCUUUAACCACAAAAAUUCCCGUGUGGACUGGAAUAAAGUUUGGUAAUGAUGGACACAAAAUAUUGAUAACUACCUCAGGGGAUGUGCAUUAUAUAAUUGACGCCUUUGACGGUCAAAUAAAGCAAAGACUAGUUGGUCAUAUGGGACUUGAUAAUGCAUCUGCUUUCUUGGGUGGUGAAGAGACGAGUUUUACACCGGAUGGUCGUUAUGUAAUUUCUGGAUCUAGAGAUGGGAAAAUACAUUUCUGGGAUACAUUAAUGCCGAUAGAAUCAUCAGGAUCUUCUGAAUUGGUUGACACAAAACCUUUUCACACAUUGAAUCAUCAUAUAUUACCAACUCAAGUUGUCAGAUUUAACCCCCAAAAGUUACUUCUGGUUAGUGCAUGCAGGGAUCUAGUAAGUUUUCAAAGUUCUUUUUUCAGAUGGGUUCUUUUUGAAGGACGAUCGUUGUUCCCUGCAAUUUUUAUUACUGUUCCUCCGUUGGGGGAACCCAGAAUUGCAGUUUUAGUCAGAUCGUAG